AUGCAAUUCUCGACCUACAUGACGAAUAUUGUUUCGGAGGUGAAGUCCUUUGGGAAGGCAUAUGUUGACUCGUUGGUGGCCCCCCAAGAUGAUGAAGAUAAUAAGAAGGAGCGUAGUGUUGGCGCAACCUUUGGGAGUGCAAGUGACGGCACUGAUGUCGGCCAUUCUUCGGUAGGCGCACUCGGGGAUGUGCUCAGCAAUUUAGUUUCAACCGCAUCGCCUUCCGGUUCUCGUCUUAUGGAUGAUAAUGAUGAUGCUAACAGUGCCGGAGGCUUGAGUAAAAUUGUAGAGCACGGGACUAUGUGUAGUCAUAACACCUGGGAGAGUAAUUAUUACAACGGCGCGGCGGUGUGGGAGCGCGGUACGGUAGAACAGGGCUUCGCUGAGUGUGUGUCAGACGGCUCCGUCCAUCCGUCACCCCUUGUUUUCAAGACGUCGCCAGAGACCACCGAAGCGCCAUUAGUGGCAUCGACGACGAGCCUGCAGAAAAAAAAUCUCAAGAGAGGAAAUACGAUCCGGUCUAAAUUUGGUGCGGUGAAGCUGGUGUUGGACACUGCGCCCACAUCUUCAAGUGCUGCUUUGACAGAUACCGCUUCGGUUCCUCAAAUCAGUCGGAGGCACGCGGAGGUGAAUAUGGUUAAGUUACCGCCCACACCAUCGCCAUGGGAAGAAAGGAGGGGCGCCGUGCUUCAACUCCUUAACCGCCACGCAAACAGGCGGUCGCUUCUGGUCCCAUGGGCGCGCAAUUUUUUGCGCAGCUUCGUUGACAGUGUGGCCAACCAGCUUCCGCCAGCUAUCACGGAGAAGGGAUUAUCACUCGAAGCGGCACGACAAUCAACGGAGCAGCUGCCGUUGGAAGGUUCAUGGAACGAAAUAGAGUCCUCGCUCAGGAAAUGUUUGACACAAGCCAUACCCAUAGAGGUGUGGGGCCCUUGUGCCGGGAGCAGAGUGGAAGCUAUUACCACUCCUCCCAAGUCGAGCCCGCUGUGCUCCUUUAACAAUGCAGAUUUGAGCCUAUUGCUUCAGAGCUCGCUGCAGUCGCUACAGCAAUGGCAUCAUCGCAGGCAGUUGUAUUCGGUGCUGGUAUCUAAAAAGCAGGUGCAACGCCACCAGCGCCACUCACUGGAUCAUGCGGUGGAGCAGUGCAUGAUAGACAUGUAUUCCUCUUGUUUUUUUCCACACAUACGUGUGGCGGCUGAGAGGGCGAAAGAAUUACUGCAGCGUUGCGUUCCUCAACAUGAGGAGGUAAAGGGACCAAUGCAAGUCGCUACCCUCAAUAAUUCAUUCGACCAGUGGGUAGCGAAGGUAAUGUCACUUUUUUGUUCAGAGCUUACUGCUGCAGACGGCGAGUGGCAGCGCAGGGUCGACCACACGGCGGGCGCAACUACAUGCACCGCAUCCGACAGUGAGGACGUUGUAGAUGCUGCCGUAAGCGGUGUGGAAAGUGGAACGGCUGCGCUGUGGCUCAUGUGUGAGGUGGCUGUGAUGUCGUUGUUAUUGGUUUGUACUCUUUUCUGUGAAGCUGAAUAG
This is a messenger RNA of Trypanosoma brucei brucei TREU927, 1530 nucleotides long. RefSeq lists its product as hypothetical. The transcript has a single exon. NCBI's taxonomy places the organism in Eukaryota, Euglenozoa, Kinetoplastea, Trypanosomatida, Trypanosomatidae. Bases 1 to 1530 code for a protein of 509 amino acids. The record is from RefSeq and is a predicted model, not a curated record.